AUGGACCAGCGCUCUCGUAGCAGCCGUCCGAAUCGUCGCAAAACUCUUCCCACUUCCAGCAUACAGUCUGAUACCAGCGCCGGCGCCGAGUCUACCUCGACCAUCAUGACGCGCUCACCCCCCGUUGCUGCCUCUCGCACUCCCCAGACCGCGCCGCAAAAUCGUCGCAGCGUUAAAGUCAUUCCUGUAAACAGCCCCUUCAGCCUUCGCUCCUCCCCCUCCACCACUGCCCCCGGCCCCGGCAAGACAGCCCUGAGGAAGAAGUCUCGCGCUGGCUUUGAAGGCGCCGCCGAUGAAGACGACGAGGCAUACCGCAAGGGCCCUCACACUUUGCGGAAGCGUGCCAAAAUCGAUUACUCGGCCGCCGACUUUGAGGACGAGCUGCCAGAGAUUGCCAUCCCCGCUCCUCGUGCCGCCACCCGCAAGAGGCGCGCUGACAGUGAAGUCGCCGACGACGAGUACUCUACUCCUGCUGCUCAGAAGCGUCGUGCGACCUCGCGAGAUUUUUCCGCCGCCAGCGUCGCCGCCGCCACUCGCCGCCGGACCCCGGCCCGCAGGAGCAUCGUUGAACCGCAGUCCUUCCACUCUCAGCCAUCAGAUGAGGACAUUGUCAAGGAUACUAUCGAGGUCGUCGGCGACUCUUCCGAUCUCGUGAGCUCCGAUGAUGCCUCGGACCAUGACGAGAAGGACAACGACCAUUCGGGUCGCACCUCAAUCCCUGAAAAACAUGAACAGCCUUCAUCCCCUAUCCGCCGCAGAGCCUUAGACGUCCAUCAACUCAUGUCCCCCGUCGACCAGCAAACUGUCAAGCGCGACGACAGGCACUCAAGCCAGGCUCAAGACGUCUCGGCCGUCGCCGCACCUUCUGGCAUGCGCUCUAGUCCCAUCAUGGCACAUCCUCGGCCGAUUCGCUUCAACCAUGUUACCAUUAUCAACGGUCCUGGCUCACGCCCAGAGGCCGAGCAGGUGCCUACGCACCGCACUGAAUUCUCCCAAGAUUUCUCAUUCCAGCCCAAGAGAGAAGCCAGCUCUCCCGUGCGUCCGACCGAAAGCCUGCCGCAGAGAACGGCCCUGCCGGAAGCGGUUGAGUUGGCCACUCGGCAAACUGUGGUUUUCGGCUCACAGGAAAGCUCGGCUCUCGCCGUCUCCGGGAACCAUGAAGCUACCGUCGCCGCCGCCACCACCAACAAUGACCAUGUAACUGUUGCACGACCUGUUGAGGAGGUACCGCAGCCUGCCCCUAAGCGAGACACUCAUGGAGAAGUCGUCAAUGGCCAUGUCGAAGCCGCCAAGUAUGACCUGCCGCCUCAUCAGCAGACAGAAAGCUCGCAGCCUCCUGCUGCUGCGAUGCACGGCACUGAAAAGCACGAUAUCGACGCUGCUGAUUCGUUCAGUGCCCAGCCUGAAAAAUCCUCUCAAUCUAAACACGACAUGAACGGCAACGCCUCGGAAGAGUCAGACGCAGAUACACAGCAUGAUGUUACUGUCCACCCACCAAAAGCUGCGUCUCCGCGGCCCACUUCCAUCCCCAAGACGACGAAAAAACGUUAUGCAUGGUCCCACCUUACGCCCUACAUUGACGGCGAAUAUGUCACCCACUCCAUUUACCCCGUCGCGGUUGAGGCUUCCGCACCGGCUUCCAAUGCUGACGCAGCUGAGGCUGGCGGCGACGCGGAGAAUGCCGACGACGCAGCGUACCAGGCCGACCCGAACGCUGACUACAAGCAGGUUGAUGUUGACGCAGACGAAGAUGGGAACGCGGACGCGGACGCGGAUGGCGAGGGUGAUGACGUCGACCGCGACGCUGAGCAUGACGAAGAUCUUGCGCCCGACAGCCAGGGCCAACCACUGUCCCAAGGUUCUGCCUAUAACUCCGCGGCCCCUACUCCUGCCCUUACGCCCCGUCAAGGCUCACCGGUAUUGCCCGCUGCCAUCACCGGUACGAGCACGCCGGCUCCACUCAUGCCCAAGCAGCGCUUCCGCAAGCAGUACAAGUUCAAGAAGAUUAGAGAUCCCACCGAGUUCGCUGCCUACCUAAAGGACACCAAGGAACUCUCGGAUGAGGAGCUCUGGUAUCUCCUGGAGAAGGCCAACGAGUGCCUCGUCGCCUAUCAAGAGGAGUAUAAGAAGUGCACCAGAAUCGUAGACGAUCAGGAGAACGCCCAACGUCGAGCCGCUCAAGACACCGCCUUCGAAAAGAAGACGGCAGACCUAAACGCCUUUGCCAAGGUAGACUCGUAUAUUGAAAAGGACUUUGAGGUGCAGGGCUCUCGAGCUACCAUCAAAGAGAAGGACGCGGGGAUUCUCGAUCAACGCUGGCAAGACAGGAUCAUGGCAAAUGCAUACGGCUUCGAAUACGACCCUCACCCCAACAAGAUCGGCAACCAAGACCCCGGUGCGCAGAGAGAGGGCGGUGGUGAGGGAGGCCGACAGCUCCGAAGCCAGCCUCAGGCGAGCGCCAAGGCGGCCGAGGGCGACGGCGUCAUUGUCUCGGGCAAAAGAGCCCGCAACCCCCCCAAGUUGUUCGACGGUGUGUUGCAAGACGACCACCGUGCAGCAACUCCAGGAAGUAACAAGCCCGGCCCCAGGAGAAGGGGAAGGGCUGCUGCCGCAGACAAGGCCGCCUCGCAAGAGCAGGAGCCGGAUGAGCCGGAGCCCCAAGCAACCUCGCCAGCCAGGCCCGGACCGAAGAAAAGGGGACCGAGGGGCAGGAGGUCUGCCGUGGUGGUGUCUGAGCCUGGUACUCCUGUACCUGAGGAGGACGCCGUCGCGCCGCCUCCCGAGCCAGAGCAGGCGCAGCCCCUGAAGCGUAAGCGUGGGCGCCAGCCAAAGUCGGCGGCCGUCGUUAUCGAGGAACCCGAGCCAGAGGAGCCAGAGAAGCCGGCCCCAAAGCGUGGUCGCGCGGCGAAGAGACAGAGCAACGGCCAUGUCACCAGUACUGCUGAGACGACUGACGAGUCUCGCCCAACAUCGUCGUCCUCCAACGCUACCAUCUCAGAUGACGGUUCAACCUACGGGCUGCGCCAGAACAAGCGGCAUCGGAACUGGAAAGAGGAGACCGUCGCCGACGAAGAGGAACCGGAGCCGGAACCCCAGCCAAAGAAGUCUCGCAUCAUCCGUAUCAACCGGAAACAGAGCGCGCCAGAGCUCGCGCCCAGGAAGACGGCGUCGGAGAAGAUCCUCACAGAGCUCCACGACUUCUCGACAUCGUCGACUGCGCCCGACUCUCCCCGUUUGACGGUGUCCUUUAAGCUUAUUGGAAAAGACCACUGGACCCUCAAGCCUGCGCCAUCCCCGCGCCAAACCUCGACGGACGUCAGCGAGUACAACCUUGCGACACCCCGACCAGCACCAGUCUCUGCGCCCGCAUCCGCAAAGUCCUCGGCACCACCAAGCCAGGCCGGAGAGGAGAAGGACUACUCCACCAUGACCAAGUCGGAGAAGAUGUCGGCGUCAAUGAAGAAACGAUGGCUCAACGGCAGUAUGCAGGGUGCCGUCAACAAGAGAAAGGCAACUCUCGCUGCGAAGAAGCAAGCGGCAGCACUUGCCGAGGCUCAAGCCGCCCAAGCCGCCCAGCAGAAGGCGAUGUCAUUCCAGCAAAUCGGACCCUUCCCCAUGGGGCCGAGCAAAUAG
Messenger RNA from Colletotrichum graminicola M1.001, 3633 nucleotides. RefSeq lists its product as uncharacterized. Bases 1 to 3633 code for a protein of 1210 amino acids. NCBI's taxonomy places the organism in Eukaryota, Fungi, Ascomycota, Sordariomycetes, Glomerellales, Glomerellaceae. The record is from RefSeq and is a predicted model, not a curated record. The transcript is spliced from 2 exons.